AUGUCAGUGACAAAACACACAUGCGUGGUAAGGGUGAAUCUCUUUCUUUUUCUGCCGGAUACUUCUGAAUACCAGGAGUAUGGAUCGGUUGGUUGUGUUAUAGUUGGCACGCUAAAUAGCCCGCCGUUGUACAAAUUAGGGUGCUAUAACGAGAAAAACGAGUAUAUAUGUACUGCGAACAUUACGACUAACAACGAAACCGGUGCCUUUAUUGCAUUGCAAGCAGGAGGAUAUAUUUCUUUUAAAGAUGAGCAAGGCAAAACCUGGUCUAUGCAAUUUGAAAGUGAAAAUCAAGCAAUUGAAUUCUGCUGUCACGUAGUUGUGGCAAUGUAUGGGGCGUCAGGCCAUCCAGAUCAAAGUAUUCUUGCAUGUGAUGUUGCCAUUGGAAAAUGUGAUCGUACCGUAUUUGCCAACGAUAUAGUAAAGGUGCGUUAUCAAAGUUGGGUAGUUCAAUUUGAAGCGUAUGGGAGCGAGCUUCCUAUUCUUGGAAGCAAAUUGGAUGGCAAUUUGCAGGCUGAUAAACCGUGCACCUUAACUAUUCCCGCUAAUCAUAUGAGUGUUACUCCUGAAAUGAAAGGGUUUGAGGGGAUGGUUAUAGGAAUGGGGGAAGAAGGAUCUCGUGUGAUCAUUGUUCCUGUUCGAGCAAAACGUGGUAGCGGACCAUCAGUGCACAUGUGUUUUUAUACUCAUUUGGUGAAGAAAAAGGAUCUUUCCCAUGUGGCGCAAGUUGGUACCUCUGUCGCAGUGCCUUUGGAUAAAAAUUCAUCUUUGCAGGUAAUGGAUGAAUCUAGAUUAGUGUUUUCAAAUAAAAAAGAUCAUGCUAUUCCAUGCCCAAAAUCUCCACCACCAGGUUUUAAUAGAGAACAGUUAUUGAUUGUGGAUCGAAUGCGCGACCAAGUUCAAGUGCUUUUUCAACAGCUACAGGAGGCUCGACGACAGCUCGAUGUAUUGUUGAAUGAAGUUCGAACUUUUGAACGAAGUGCAAAACCGCAAAGUUUGGCAAGUGCGCAAUUGGAACAUUCCAUUCAGAAGCUUUUGGCUGACACAGAAGAAGGGAAAGAAUUACUCUCCCAGAAGGAUUUAACUCUGAGGCAAAUGGAGGAAAAAAAUAAAGAAUUGCAGAAUAAAAUUGACAAGUUUAGCAAAACCGCCAAUUUACUUGCAGAAGAGAAGAAAAGCACCAUUAAUUCCUCCAACGAAGAAAAGUUGGAUAUGGAUCGAAGAAUAGCCCAAAACCAGGAAAGGUUGACACGCUUACAGUCGGAGCGAGAGGAUGUUGCCCGCCAUCUUUCAACUGUAAAGCGUCUUCUUCAGGUUGCUGACCAAGAUAUUAAAACUGAAAAGCAGAAUCUUCAAUUGGCAUUGGUUGAAUUUCAAACAAACGAGUCCAAACUUUCGGCUGUUGAAGAAACAUACACUGGGGAACAAGCCAGACGAAAACUUCUGGAGUCAAAAGUCAUCGUUCUUGGUGAUCAACUUCGCUCCCUCUUGGAGGAAGUUCGUGUAAAAGAAGGUCAGAUGGAGGAAAGAAGAAAAAAGAUUGAAACUGACAAGCUACAUUACAUGCAAUUAAUUGAGGACGAAAGAAGUAAAGCGGCUGAAGAAAUGCGUGAGUUACGACAGGAAUUUAUUGACGAAUUGUCUACACGUGACAGACGUUAUCAGGAGGAACGUCAAAGAGUUGCACAUAACGCUUUUGAAAGAGGUCAUUUUCAGGGCAUAGAGGAGGGGCAGAAUGAGGCGUUGUUUGAAGCAGAUGCGGCUACGCAGCAUCUUGCUCUCACUGUUCAGCGCCACGAAGCGGAAGUGAACGGCAUACGUAUUCGCUUAAGGAGUGCAAAAGAAAAAAACGAAGCUGACGCUUGUCGAUUGACAUCCCAAGCUUCAGCACUUCAUGGGGCGAUUGACAAUCUAAUGGGAGAAAAUUCACAGAUGGAAACAGAGUUUGACUCAUUGAAGAGUGCAAAGGAGUCUGUUGAAGAUGAUGCCUUUCAAGAACUUAGGCAUGCCAUCGAGCAGCUAUCAGUUGCCGUGGGACGACAGGAUCUCCUUGCAAUAAUACACUCUUUACGAGUCAAAAGGGAUGUUAGCUAUGCAUUUGAGACACAAAGAGAAGCAGAACGAAAACGAAUUUUAAAGGAGGAACAGAAGGAGGUUUAUGAGUGGGUUUCUGGAGUGGUUGAUGGAAAAUCUGUUUCGUUUCCUAGUAUGCGCGCACAGUAUUUGACUGAGCCACUGCUUCCGUACGUUCCAGAUGUUCCUUUCUUGAAUGAAAUGGAGCCAUCGGAAAAAAUUUUUGAUUCAAAAGUUCAGGAUGAAGUAAAUAAACAGGAACUUCUUCUUCGGUUUGAUCCGGAUGAAAUGGAUCGUCGCUAUCAGGAGCUUUUGUCGGAGCUGACUUGUAAGAAUCCUGUUCUAGAACUAGACCUAAAAAAGAAUUCCUCAAAGUCGCUGUAUGAUGCCCCGUCAGCAAACAGUUUGUCUCAGACCCAAGAUAGAAAAACCGUUUAUGAGGGCACUCGUAACUCACCAUCUUUAGAAUUGACGGCAAACACUCCAAAGAUAGAUCAACAGAAGGUAAAGGAAGAGGGUGUUUCAUCGCAGGCAUUGUCAUCCCAAACUGGGGUUCAGGUCUUUGUUUUAAAGCAAGAGGAAGGUGAUUUUGGUCCCCUUGUAAAGCCUGAUAUCACUGUGGAGAAGGUGCAAGAGCCAUCGCAUGCCAUUUCUCCCAAAGAUGGAGUAUCAGAGAGAACUCUGGCGGAGAAAAAGUGUCCGUCCAUCACCUCGACCUCUUCUGGAAAGCCAACUUCAGUUCAUCAGAUCAAGGGGCCUGAAAAACAAAUAGCACCUCCACAAAAUCGAGGGGUGCCUUCUCGAGUUUGGAGGCCUAAUUUCAGUGAUUCAGAUUCUGACAUUAACGCUCCGGUGUUAUCUAAGGAGGCUGCAAUGCGCAGCUCGACGAAAGUGGCUCCGCAAAAGAGGUCUUUAUUUGAUGAUAGUGAUUCCUCUGAUGGCUCAAUAAAGUAA
Messenger RNA from Trypanosoma cruzi, 3027 nucleotides. RefSeq lists its product as uncharacterized. The record is from RefSeq and is a predicted model, not a curated record. The transcript has a single exon. The coding region runs from base 1 to 3027 and encodes 1008 amino acids. Lineage: Eukaryota; Euglenozoa; Kinetoplastea; Trypanosomatida; Trypanosomatidae.